Cotesia glomerata is the source of this 1514-nucleotide messenger RNA. Its product is annotated as odorant receptor 13a-like. The record is from RefSeq and is a predicted model, not a curated record. The transcript is spliced from 3 exons. Gene Ontology annotation, cellular component: plasma membrane. Bases 260 to 1474 code for a protein of 404 amino acids. NCBI's taxonomy places the organism in Eukaryota, Metazoa, Arthropoda, Insecta, Hymenoptera, Braconidae. Gene Ontology annotation, biological process: sensory perception of smell; detection of chemical stimulus involved in sensory perception of smell. Gene Ontology annotation, molecular function: olfactory receptor activity; odorant binding.
ACCGAUACCGAAUCCUUUCUUUCUUUUAUAAAAGCUUAUCUUUGCAUGCGUCUACAACAUUAAAUAAUCAUGAAAAAGUUGAAUAAAAAAGUUUAUGAAUUCAAUAUGAUCCUUUUUUCUAGAAAUUUUCUUUAUAUAUGUAUACACGGAAAAACUUUAUUCUAAAUUUAGUCGCAGUAAAACUUCAGGAUAUAAACUUUAUGAAAAUUAAAAAUAGUCUGCGUUCGAGAAAGGCUAUUGAACUGUAUUUGUAGUUACGAUGACAACGACAAAAAAUAUAAACUGGAAUAGUAAUACUCAAUAUGCUUUUGGUCUUUAUAAACUUAUUACAAAAAGUCUUGGGAUUUGGCCAUUCGACUGUCAAUCAAUCUUAUCAAAAAUACAAACACUGAUUGUUAUUAUUCUCGAGAUAACAAUGGCAGCCAGCAUUCUAUUUGAAACUAGCCUUAACUGUGGUGCAGUGCAUGAUACUACUCAAAUGUACUCCCUAUCAACUUGUUGUUUUAUUGUAAUAGUAAAAUUAGCAACACUCAGAAUUAAUAAUGAAAAAUUUCUUACCAUUAUUUCAUCAAGUAUACAUGACUGGACGACGAUACUAGAUCCAAAAGCUUCUAAAGUUAUGAAAAAGAAUGCAAAAUUGGCUCGAUUUGUUUGCCUUUUUCAAAUGAUUUCUGCAUAUAUGACAGCAGUCAUUUUUAUUAUGGGACCAUUAGCAUUCCUCGCUAUAUAUGAUAUGCCGAUUGAUGUUAAUAUGACUAGCAAUUCCUCUGUUCCAAAAUUUCAACCUCUGCCUUUGCAAACUGGAUGUUUAUUUAAUGAAAUGUCAUCACAUACAUAUUCUGCAAUUUAUAUUCUCCAAGCAAUCCAAAUUUUAUCGACAUGCACUGGUAACGUGGGAAGCGAUUGUUACUUUUUUGGAAUCACUUUACAUGUCGCAGGACAACUCGAAUGGCUAGGAGAACAAUUUCAAACUUUGAAUAUUAAAUCAACUGAACAAGAAUACACGAAAACACUCGGACCUCUUGUAAGAAGGCACAAUCAAUUGAUACAGUUUGCAAAAGACUUGGAAGAUUCAUUCAAUAUUUGUAUUAUUCUCGUACUUGCGGUGAAUAUGGUCCAAAUCUGUUUAAGUGGAUUGCAGAUGAUCAUAAGCUUGCGAAAUGGAGAUACUGCCACAGUCGUUAAUGGAGUCAUCAUUCUUUACAUACUAAAUCUUCAAAUCUUUCUUUAUAGCUAUGCUGGUGACCGAUUGAGUUCUGGAAUAGCAAAUUUGCACACUGCGAUAUACUGUGGUAAAUGGUACAACUUACCGCAAAGAGCAAUCAAAGACCUGGUGUUCAUUAUGCUUAGAACUCAUAAAACGUUUAAUUUAACAGCCGGAAGAAUUUAUGCUAUGAAUAUUGAUAGUUUUAAAAAUAUUUUAAAGGCUACUUUAUCUUAUUUUUCGGUGAUGCAAGCUAUGUUUGAAGACUAAAUGUACAUUAAUAUUUAUAUGAAUAAACAGUUUAACUUUA